AUGGCUCGUCUCACCUUUCUUCUCCUUCUCCUGUGGGUUGGUGGGUACUCUGUUAAAUUUUGUGUUGCAGGGAGCGCAGUGGUGGACCUGCAGAAGAGAAUUUACGGUGGGAAAAAUUGUGACGAUGAUAAGCGUCUGUACCAUGUUGCACUGUCUAAGAAGGCUGAUGGAAAGCAUAUUUAUUGUGGUGGCUCUCUGAUAAAACCACAGUGGGUUCUGACUGCAGCUCACUGCGAGAAUGCUACAACGUGA
Messenger RNA from Acanthochromis polyacanthus (spiny chromis), 252 nucleotides. Its product is annotated as renal glandular kallikrein-like. Bases 1 to 252 code for a protein of 83 amino acids. Lineage: Eukaryota; Metazoa; Chordata; Actinopteri; Pomacentridae. The record is from RefSeq and is a predicted model, not a curated record. Gene Ontology annotation, biological process: proteolysis. The transcript has 2 exons. Gene Ontology annotation, molecular function: serine-type endopeptidase activity.